Mercurialis annua (annual mercury) is the source of this 1350-nucleotide messenger RNA. Its product is annotated as heptahelical transmembrane protein 3. NCBI's taxonomy places the organism in Eukaryota, Viridiplantae, Streptophyta, Magnoliopsida, Malpighiales, Euphorbiaceae. The record is from RefSeq and is a predicted model, not a curated record. Gene Ontology annotation, cellular component: membrane. The transcript is spliced from 4 exons. Gene Ontology annotation, biological process: response to hormone. Gene Ontology annotation, molecular function: signaling receptor activity. Bases 133 to 1230 code for a protein of 365 amino acids.
CCCACACGUUAUAUAAAUAGCACAAAAAUAGAAUUUUAAACACAAUCACUCGCCGGAAACGAAAUACCGACGAUUUGCCGGCGAUACUUGUUUUUUCUUUGGAAGAAGUCAAGAAAGAAAGGAGAUGAGACGAUGAGGAGAAAUAAUCAAGGAAAAACGGCAAAGAUGACGACGAAAACAGAGGCGAUUAAGAAGAAGAAGGAGGAGAAAUUUGAACGGAACUUAGUGAAAUACAAAGAGUUACCGGAAUAUUUGCAAGAUAAUGAGUUUAUAUUGGAUUAUUAUCGAUGCGAGUGGCCAUUAAAAGACGCUUUAUUCAGCUUCUUUACAUUGCAUAACGAAUCGCUAAACAUCUGGACGCACGUCGUUGGAUUUUUGAUAUUUUUGGGAUUAAUGAUGAUGAGUUUUAUGGAGAAUACACAGUUCGGAAGCUUCAGAAAUGUGGAAUGGUUUUUACACAGCAGAAGCCAAGUUUAUGAUCCUUUGAUGAAUAUGAUGAGAAGUAGUAGUCAGCCACUUAAUGUCUCCGGUAACAAUCAUUUUUUUCCGGAUUCACAGUACCUGAGACACAUUUCAUUUCAGUCAUUACUUCAAAUCCAUAAUCAAGACGGAACUGAAGCUAUUCCGAGAUGGCCAUGGUUUGUUUUCUUGUCGGGGGCAAUGGGAUGCUUAAUUUGCAGCUCAGUUUCUCAUCUCCUUGCUUGUCAUUCCAAGCGUUUCAGCCUUUUCUUUUGGCGCCUGGAUUACGCCGGAAUUUCUCUUAUGAUUGUUUGCUCAUUCUUUCCUCCAAUCUAUUAUGCAUUUUACUGCAACCCUUUUCCGCGUAUCUUUUACAUUACUUCCAUAACUGUCGUCGGCAUUCUUGCGAUGAUUACGCUCCUUGCGCCUGCUUUCUCUUCUGCUCGUUACAGACCUUUCCGGGCUACCCUGUUUCUCUUCAUGGGAUUAUCAGGUGUUAUUCCUGCAGUUCAUGUAGUUUGUCUCCACUGGGGCAAUCCACAUAUAUAUGUAUCACUCGGCUACGAGCUUCUUAUGGGCCUUUUAUAUGCUAUUGGAGUCGGAUUUUACGUUAGCAGAGUACCUGAACGCUGGAAACCUGGGGCUUUUGACAUUGCAGGACACAGCCAUCAGAUUUUUCAUGUUCUUGUUGUUCUAGCUGCCCUUUCUCAUACUGCUGCUACACUUGUAAUUCUGGAUUUUCGCAAAAGAUCUCCUGCCUGUACAUUUUAGCAUAUAACCGAAUCAAGCCAGCGGGGAAGUUAAGCCUUAAAAUGCCCAUCUUUUUCUGUAAUCUUCUGCUAUCCCUUGUAGAACUUUUGUUGUAUCAAUGAACAAAAUUCUGCUACUCAA